UUAAAAGUUAAUGUAUAAAAACGCCAUUUGCGUGAGAAAAAUAUUUAAACUAUUUAGAGCAUGUGAUAUGAUCGAGGCAUGGAACAUUCGUUUCCGCACAAGUUAGCGCGUCAAAAUACGGAUAGGUUAUAUUUCAAUAAAGUGAAAUUAGAAACCAAAAUCUGUCAAAAAUAGACAGUGUCCGAACAGGUUUGCUUUUAACAAAUCCUUAAGCGAGCACUUUGCUGGCAGUACUGGAAAAUCUUAGUGUUUCUGCUUUGUAAGUUCAUCUGAUUUCAUAUCUAUGUAUGUAUAUGUAAGUAUAUGUAUUUGUAUCAAUAUUAUUUAUAUAUAUGUAUGUUUAUGUUUGUCUAUUUCUUAUGAGUGUAUUGUGUUCGUACAUGUACCUAAUUGUAUUAUCUAUACCUCAUGUUUAAUUAUGUACCGCCUACAACUUAUCUGCUUUGCCUAAAGGUUGACUGGUAGAGAAUGCCUUACGGCAUUAAGUUCGCCUAUUGUACAGUGUGUUUUCUUAUGUACAAUAAAUAUUAAAUAAAUAAAUAGGUACCUACAUAUUCCUAUGAUAACCAAGUUUGGUAAGUUUUUCCAACUUUUUUUUUUAUAUUAUGUCGGUGGCAAACAAUCGUACAGCCCGCCUGAUGGUAAGCAGUAUCCGUAGCCUAUGUACGCCUGCAACUCCAGAGGAGUUACAUGCGCGUUGCCGACCCUAACCCCCUCCCACCCCUCGUUGAGCUCUGGCAACCUUACUCACCGGCAGGAACACAACAGUAUGAGUAGGGUCUAGUGUUAUUUGGCUGCGAUUUUCUGUAAGGUGGAGGUACUUCCCCAGUUGGGCUCUGCUCUAGAUCUGGAAUGACAUCCGGUGUGUUGUGCCCUGCCACACAGAGCGAGAUGACAUUCACAAUGCCCAUACCUCUCUUGUGGACGUAGUUUAAGGACGUACCCGGGUCCAAAAGUAAAAGGAGUUACUGAUAUUGUGUCAUACCCUAUAACUAAAAAGACAUCCAAGCAAAAAGAUAUGAUUCAAAAAUGCCUAUUUUUCUUAAUAAGAAGUUAACCUAAUUUUUUUGUGCGGAUUUUAUAAGCGGAAACUAUGUUUUUGAUAAGACUUGUUUUGUAAGUAUUGUGUAUCGCGUAUAAAGUUUACAGUGAUUAUACCUACAUCUACGCAAGCGCGCUCGUAGUCGUAGCGACGUCUAUCGACCUAACAUCGAUACUUGAACAUAAUUGCAUACUCUAUCUAUUUCACUUACGACAGUACGUAAUAAGGUCAUAAUAAGCCUGGUUUUGUUUAAGUAGAGAAUAUUUUUCAAAGCGCAAGCACGCUUUGCUCAACAAUUGAUUUCUGUAGGCAAACGCCAACUUAAACAUCAUGUCAUCGCCCGAGACGAGUUCCCGCGCGAGCCCUAAGCGGCGCCCGCCGCCGCCACCGGUGCCAUCGGGGUCCCCGGUGCGACACCCGCGCUCCUUCAAGCUCCGCUUCGCGGCCCAACGCGUGCCGGGACACUCGAACCAGUCGGCUAUUCGCCCGCUCAAACUACCGGCUUUGGUGACAGACAAGUUUUGGCGCCGCGCGGGCCGCGAGGAAACCGUGGAAGCAGAGUCUGAAGAGCGGGCUCUAAAUAAAGUGCGAGACAUGUUCGAGCUGGGGCCGAGGGAGAAACACGCUAGGCCAGUGCAGUCCUCGCACGAGUACGGAUGGUGGGAGGCGUAUACCCCUCAAAUCUGGGCGGCUCCUCGGAAUGACCGGCGAUUACAUCAUGGCCUGAGGGACUCCGCGUGGCUCAAACUACGCGCUCGGGAGCUCGUGGAGCCGCCGCAACGGCGACGAUAAUACACAAACAUAGACUACACAGACACCGAAGCAUGAGGUCACCACACAUUGGUGAAAUUUCACUUUUUUAUGUAGUAGGCAGCAAACGAGCAGACGAGCCGCCUGAUGGGAAGCAGUCUUCGCCACUUAUGGACAUAAGCAACAUCAGAGGAGCUACUUAUGCGUUGCCAUCAACCUUCGAGGACCAAUACCUACCUGCUUCCUGAAGAACCCCAUGUCAUAGCGCAAGGGAGACAUCUCAGAAGCUCAUUCCACAACUUGCACGUUCUGGACAAAACAAAAACGAGCGAGAUGCCCGCUUGUUCUUGGUUUACCACGUGUCGAGGAAGUAAGAUGAGCUUUGUUUCUUUGGCGGGAGAUGCGGUGAUAAAAACACGACGAUGGCACCAAAUCAAAAAGUUCUUCAGAACAUUCCCCGUUAUACAGAGUUACAGACGCUAGUCGUAAAAUGCUAAGAUUCAAGGACGGUCACUUGUAAAAUGCUAAGAUUGAAGCAGCACAAACUGCACUUUUUUUUAAUAUUACGUCGAUGGCAAACAAGCAUACUGCCCGCCUGAUAGUAAACAGUCUGCGUAGCCUAUGGACGCCUGUAACUCUGGAGGUGUUACAUGCACGUUGCCAACUCUAACACCCUCGUUGAGCUCUGGCAACUAGUCUAGUGUUAUUUGGCUGCAGUUUUCUGUAAGGUGGAGGUCUGGAGGUACUUCCCCAGUUGGGCUCUGCUCUAGAUCUGGAAUGACAUGUGCUGUGCUUUGCCCUACCACACAAAACGAGAUGACAUUCACAGUGCUCAUACCUCUCUUUUGGACGUAGUUUAAGGGCAUACCCGGGUCCACCUGUUUAUACUAUAACAACUCCAGCAAAUAUUAUUACCCAAUACAAGUGUAAUUGUUAGCCUAACUGAAAUGAGCAGUUGCACUCCCAUACUAAAUUUGUACAGAAUGCUUAUGUGUGGUAACCAUGAUUGUCUUAUAUGGUCAUAUUAGUUAAGGUGGUCUGUGUACACAAAUGAAAAGCACGGGAUACUUAGGAGAUCGGGCUGCCAAUACCUAUGUUGCUGGCUCUGGAUAAAAAAGUCCUCAACAUUGACACUAUAAAAAUGCUCCCCCGGGAUGUCUCUCCGACGUCAUUCUUAGGAUAAGAUAGAGGAAUUCCUAUAAUAUACACCAUAGGUCUCCAAACCCCGGCCCGCAAGGCGUUUCAAUCCGGCCCGCGGACACCUCAAGCGACAGCCUGCAUAACUAGACCUCCUGGACCCUUCCCCUGGCCGAAAAACCGAUAGUGGCCCGUGCGAAAGUUUCUGAGGUGCUACAUGGCGUUUGGAGACCCCUGAUAUACA
This is a messenger RNA of Cydia pomonella (codling moth), 3173 nucleotides long. RefSeq lists its product as uncharacterized. The record is from RefSeq and is a predicted model, not a curated record. Lineage: Eukaryota; Metazoa; Arthropoda; Insecta; Lepidoptera; Tortricidae. The transcript is spliced from 3 exons. Bases 1373 to 1834 code for a protein of 153 amino acids.